GCUUUUCUACAAGAGCUUCUCAAUCACAAAUCGCUUUACAAACAAGGAAUACAGCUUGGGCUGUUCCAAUGUAUUCCGGGGGGUGCACGGAAACCGUGUUGCGAUUAAAACCUUAAUUAAAACGUACCUCUCUGUAUAUAGACGUGUAUAUUUUUAAACGUAUGAUUACGUAAACCUUAGAGAUAUGUGUCGAUCUGUAAAUACAUCGGAAGUUCGAUUUUGUAAACUUUUCGACAAGAAGCAUGGACCCCUGUGGAGGUCUUGGUAGCGCUCACACUCCAGCUGAUCGGCCUCGGCUCCCGGUGCGGUCCGUCGGACUGUACGCGGCUAUUAAUAAUUUCUCGAGGUUUUUUUUUUUUUUUUUUUUUCGCAUGUUAAUCAGAAAACAUCAUCUCAGUCCGUGCUCUCGGCGACGUGUGUGUCGUGUGUUGUGCUUUUUGAACCGAGGAUUAUAUUACAAAGCGUACUCGGGAAACGACUGGCUGAGGAAUUUCCCCCACAACAAACAGGCCGCUAGCUCAUCCCCGGUCUUUCUUUAGAGGAGGUCGCCGAUUUUCACACUUCAUCAUGGGGGACACAGGGAGCGAACGGAGCAAGCCACCGAGUAACGUUAUACCUCCGCGGUGUCCUUGUGGAUUUUGGGGGUCGAGCAAAACCAUGAACCUCUGCUCCAAAUGUUUUGCAGACAUCCAGAAGAAGCAACCAGACGAAGACUGCGCUUCAGAGCCCGCCCCCAGCUCCAGCAAUAGCCAAUCAGCCGUCUUCUGUAAUGAGACAAGCAGCAGCAGUAGCCAAACCCUGUCCUCGGGCUCCGAGGGGCCGUCCACAGAUGCCACGCCUCUCUCUAAACAGGAAGAAGUCUCGAGUACAGACACAGCCCGAGGCACGCUAUCUACUCCGACGAAACGGCCCUGUGAUACAGCCUCGGGUUCGGAGAGCGAGGCCUCCCCGGAGAAGCGGGUGCGUGUCGGCGAGUCCUCUGAAGAAUCUCAGCGAGGGCCUAAGCAGAAGAACCGCAGGCGUUGCCAUCGCUGCCAAACCAAACUCGAGCUUGUACAGCAGGAGCUGGGCUCAUGCCGCUGUGGAUACGUAUUCUGCAUGCUGCACCGGCUGCCCGAGCAGCACGACUGCCUGUUCGACCACUUGGGUCGUGGGAGAGAGGAAGCCGUGCUUAAGAUGGUCAAGCUGGACCGUAAGGUGGGCCGAUCCUGCCAGCGCAUCGGAGAGGAGUGUUCCUGAACACAUACACACACAUACAUACAUAAAUACACUCUCUCUCUCACACACACACACACACACACACACACACACACACACACACACACACACACACACACUGUAUAUUCCCUUUCCAGUCUCACUUCCCCUGAUUCAACUGAGGCCAGUGGUGCUUAGAUCCUCAGUGCUGAACAAUGUAACACACAUGCCCCCUCCCAAGCCCCCCCCACACGCACGCAAUCUCCUGGCCGUGACACUCCUCACAACUGUCUUAAUAUCCUUCCUUUGGAUCUUGUUGGAAGAACACCAUCUCAAAAAAAAGAGAAUCAUCUAGUGGUGUUUUUGGCAUGCUGCCAUCAUCUCAGAUUAAUUUUUUUCUUUCCCCCCUGCCAUUUUCGAUUCUACAGUCCAUCAUAAUUUUCAAAAAUGAAUCAUAUAUCCCUCUGUUGUUGUCGUUGUUGUCGUUAUCUCAAUUUAGGUUUUCAAGUAUAAGGUCACUAGGUCAGGGGUCAUUCCCAACAUGAAAAAAACCUCCAUCAGGCCUACAAAGCUGAGGAAAACGAGAUCUGUGAUCAGGACUGGCCUUCGCCCUCAUCAGCGGAAUCAGGUUCCACCUCCUAACUUCCUUCGGUCUGUUUGGAGAAUAAAUUUUUUUCAUUUUGCCUCCAGUCGCCACGAUCGUUCUUUAACCCGAAUUCGAAUCGGAAACGGGGUCUGACGUGGCUCACACACCCUCACGUCCACCCGUUCGUUGGCCUUGGAGAUACCGUGUGCUGUCACUCUAGAGGCCUCUAUUUUUCACACUCAUUUCCCUGCACGCGCACACACACACACACACACACACACACACAGUUAUACAUACACCCGAGUUGUUUUGAUAUAUUACGUUCAUAUACACACAAAAACCACAUGUGGUCUGUGUGUGCCCAGCACAUGGACAGAAGCUAAAUCGGUACCCUUCGGACCGGGUUCAUUCGGGAUCGUGCGCCCCAGGGCUUUACGGGAACUGUAGUUCAGGUCUGCAUACACUUCUGUAAACUUGCAGCUCCAGUCAGACCCCAUAUGAUGUAUUUAGUGAUGCUCUGCCUCCAGAAAGCUACAGUUCUCAAAAUGAUUCUUUCCUCCUUUCAUGUCUCCCCCACCCACCCCCCCCACCUACCCCAGUUCUGACCCUCCUUUUCAUUCAUCCUUCACUUUUCUUCUCACUUCCAGUUUUGCACUUUUUUCCUUCCCAACACACGGUUAUCUCAUUCGUCACGUUUUCCAAGUGGCUUUAGGAGGGACUGGGUUUUGAAGGUUGGAGGCAGAGUGCUGAAUAUACAGGUUUUUUUUUUUUUUUUUUAAAGCGUUUUUUUUUUUUUUUUUUCCUUUCUGUUAAAAGGACAGCGCUGAAGACAAUAAGUGAAUAUCCUGUAUCUUAAAGAAAUCCUUAUUUAACCAUCUUUGUGUUUCUGAUUAACUCGCACUAGCAUAGAGCUGCGUUUCUUUUCCCUCUUUAGGUUAACAUUGUUAAAGAGAUAAAAAAAGCAGUAUGGAUAAGAUAAUUCUGUAGCCUUUCUUUGGGUUUUUUUUUUUCUUUUUUUUUUCUCCUUUCCUUUUUGCUGAAAAAGAAUAAACUGGAUUAGUGAA
Ictalurus furcatus (blue catfish) is the source of this 2847-nucleotide messenger RNA. It is a transcript of the gene zfand3, whose product is annotated as zinc finger, AN1-type domain 3. Bases 568 to 1239 code for a protein of 223 amino acids. The record is from RefSeq and is a predicted model, not a curated record. Gene Ontology annotation, molecular function: zinc ion binding; DNA binding. The transcript is spliced from 6 exons. NCBI's taxonomy places the organism in Eukaryota, Metazoa, Chordata, Actinopteri, Siluriformes, Ictaluridae.